UAUGACUUGACGAGCGCACAUGGACGCAGUCGUGUCUAGCCGUUUUUCGCGUACACACCGAGAACAUAAAUUGGUAGGUAGUAUAAUAAUAUUAUUAUAAUCGAACGCCACAACACAAAAUCAACAACUGAAAAUCGCAGAAUACAAUUUGAUUCUUACCGUUAAAUACACUUUUUAAGUACACUAAUAUUUUGAACACUGCACGGAAUCAAAAUGUCUUUCAAAACGAUAAUCGCUGUUGUAGCGGUAGUCGCGAUAUGCUGCAGCUGCAACACUGGAGCUCUGAAACAGAGACAAGCGUAUUCCGGCUAUUCCGACGGAUACACUCAAAACCACAAGGACGAGAGUCACCAAGAUCUGAGCAAAGUACCAGGCACACCGGGAGUAGACUACCCAAUUUACCACGCGGUGCCGGAGACGAGUUUCAAUUGCAAAGACGUACCGUACGCACCCGGCAUGUACGCCAACGUGGAGACCGGAUGUCAGGCUUACCAUAUCUGUCACGACGGUCGUGAAGGUCAUCAGGGAGCAUCUUUCUUGUGCUCCAACGGCACUCUGUUCAAUCAAAAAGAAUUUACCUGCGAUUGGUGGUACAACGUAGACUGUAGCAAGGCGACAUAUUAUUACGAACUUAACACGGACGCAGCAAAAAAUCCAUUCGCCCCAAAACCAAAGGCAACUGAAGAACCGUACAAGCAACCAUACGACAAUUAUUACCAGAAUCCAAAGUAUUAUCUGUAAAUGCAUUUAUUAUAUAAUUUAAACACAUGUUUCUUUUUAUGUAAAUAAGGUGUAAAUUGUUUAUACAUACUAAUACAUUUUACAAUAAUAAUAAAUAAUAUUAUAUUAAUUAUUA
Molecule: messenger RNA, 856 nt
Organism: Acyrthosiphon pisum (pea aphid)
Lineage: Eukaryota; Metazoa; Arthropoda; Insecta; Hemiptera; Aphididae
Cellular component (GO): extracellular region
Molecular function (GO): chitin binding
Source: RefSeq, marked predicted